Messenger RNA from Pelmatolapia mariae (spotted tilapia), 5725 nucleotides. It is a transcript of the gene ptk2aa, whose product is annotated as protein tyrosine kinase 2aa. Gene Ontology annotation, cellular component: cytoskeleton; focal adhesion. The record is from RefSeq and is a predicted model, not a curated record. Gene Ontology annotation, biological process: protein phosphorylation; signal complex assembly. Gene Ontology annotation, molecular function: ATP binding; protein tyrosine kinase activity. The transcript is spliced from 35 exons. Lineage: Eukaryota; Metazoa; Chordata; Actinopteri; Cichliformes; Cichlidae. The coding region runs from base 794 to 4177 and encodes 1127 amino acids.
UCUCUCUCUCUCUCUCUCUCUCUCUCUCUCUCUCGGUUUUGUUUUUUCUUGGUCGACCUUUUUCUCUUACUUUUGUUUCCAAGAGAAGAUCUUUUUUUUUCUUUCUUACUUAGCACAGUAAUUGCCUCUUGGUGUCUGACCACUAGCUAACUGAAGGUCCUCUGGAUGAGCACUGUUCAGUUGGAUUUUUGGCUUUAAACUUUUUGCUCCCUCUCAACAACUCGGGGGACUUCGCUGAAUGAAAUAAGCCGAAUUCGAAAGCCUCCUGAUACUUCCAAGGCAACUGUGUAACUAUGGAGUGCAGGCAUGGGGCAGAAAUUGGGCAAAAAGCAAACAGUGUGUUGUCAUCAGAGAGGGGCCGCUGAGGAGUGGACAGGAAAAAAAAGGAGGAGUGCAGCUUGUGGAUGAAAGUAACUGUCUGUCUCUGGAGAGGUUUUUUUUUUGUGUUGUGGAGCUUUUGGAUAACAGGAAAAGAUUAAGAGAAGACGCAUAAACAAGAAGAAACUUUCCCUGAUUUUGUUUUUCUCUUGGAUUUUUAAACUGCAGACAAAUUGUCAGCAAACUACAAAGUAUUCCUUUUUCUGGAUUGCUUCUAUUACCUCUUGCUUCUCUGCAGCUUUUGCCAAGGAGAAGCAAACUUUGUAAUGAGAGACUUUUUGUUUUGUUUUUUCUUCGUCGGAGACGGCGUGCUUGUGUAAAUUAGUGUUUGGAUUAUGAGAGGGUUUUCUUGCAGCUGUGUCAGGAGCUUAGUGUGUUUGUUUAACUCCUGCGGACGAGAACUUCACUGCAUGUGAUGCGUGGUUGUGAAGCUGCAGGUUGCCUGUCUGUCCUCGACGCGGACAGGCACAGGGAGGGAGAGACAUGCGUUUCCAUGGCGACAAGUGGCUGUAGCCCCUUCCCCAUGUGUUGGGAGAGAGAAUAUGACAGACACCUAGCAGCGGCAGUGUCUGCAGGGAAAACCAUGGCGACAGCCUACCUGGACCCCAACCUGAAUCACACCCUCCUCGAAGGGGCCAAGUCCCGACUGAGUGCGGGGGGAUCGGACCGAACCAUGGCCGGCUCCGUGGACAGGGUUCUGAAAGUCUGCCAUCACUUUGAGAGCAACACAGAAAAUAGCUGCUGGUCUUCCAAUAUAAGAUACGGUGAUGCAACCGAUGUCAGGGGGAUCAUCCAGAAGAUUUUAGAUAUCAACAAAGUGCGCUGGACUUCAUGUUUUGGCCUGCGGCUCAGUAACGGUCAAUCCAAAGACCAAGUGCACUGGCUCCACCCAGAUUUGGGCGUGUCCCACGUCAGAGAGAACUAUGAACAAGCACGGCCAAAUGAAGAGUGGAGGUAUGAGUUAAGAAUCCGAUAUCUACCAAAGGGCUUUGUGCAGCAGUUUACAGAAGACAAACCUACUCUCAACUACUUCUACCACCAGGUGAAGAACGACUACAUGACAGAAAACGGAGAUCAAGUGGAACAAGAUGUAGCUCUGAAACUGGGCUGUCUCGAAAUUAGGAGGUUUUUUAAAGAGAUGAGAGGAAAUGCCCUGGACAAGAAAUCUAACUAUGAACUACUGGAGAAAGAUGUUGGUUUGAGGCGUUUUUUCCCAAAAGACCUGCUGGAUUCAGUUAAGGCUAAAACGCUUCGAAAAUUGAUUCAGCAGACAUUUAAGCAAGUAGCCAACCUUAAUGAUGAGCAGUGCAUCCUGAAGUUCUUGGAGAUACUUGCACCAAUUUACCGUUAUGACAAGGAGUUCUUCAAAUGUGCCCUUGGGUCCAGCUGGGUGAUCCAGGUAGAAUUAGCCAUCGGGCCAGAGGAAGGAAUCAGCUACCUCACUGACAAGGGGUCCACGCCCACCCAUCUAGCAAAUUUUAAUCAAGUCCAGUCCAUCCAGUACUCAGCUAUGGAGGAAAAGGACAGGAAAGGCAUGCUACAACUGAACGUAGCCGGAGCUGCUGAGCCUCUCACAGUUACGACAGCGUCUCUCACCAUGGCGGAGAACUUGGCUGACUUGAUUGAUGGUUACUGUCGACUCGUAUCCAUGGAAACUCACUCCUUCAUUAUCAGAGUUCAGAAAGAGGGAGAGAGAGCGCUGCCUUCCAUCCCAAAACUUUCUAACAGUGAAAAAAAGUUAGAAGCAGUCCGGAGUGGAGUAAGAGCGAUCUCUGUCUCAGAUCUAGUGACAUCGAUGCCUCCUAAGCCAACCAAGGCGCGGCGUUUCCUCCUCCCCUUUGUCUUCUGUUCAGAUUCGCCGCCCAACGAAGAUCUUAGUGGGGAUGAAACUGAUGACUAUGCAGAGAUAGUUGAUGAAGAGGACACCUACACCAUGCCCUCAAUGAGCUAUGGAGUAGUUGAAGCGCGGGACUAUGAGAUCCAGAGGGACAGGAUAGAGCUGGGCCGCUGUAUUGGAGAGGGUCAGUUUGGCGAUGUACACCAAGGAGUCUACAACUGUCCAGACAAAGCAUCUCUAGCUGUCGCCAUUAAGACCUGUAAGAACUGUACCUCUGACAGCGUCAGAGAAAAGUUCCUGCAAGAAGCACUGACAAUGCGUCAGUUUGACCAUCCUCACAUUGUUAAGCUGAUCGGCGUGAUCACAGAGAAUCCGGUGUGGAUCAUCAUGGAGCUCUGUACUCUUGGAGAGUUGCGCUCGUUCCUUCAGGUGAGGAAGUACAGUCUUGACCUGGCCACGCUCAUCCUGUAUGCCUACCAGCUCAGUACAGCUCUGGCCUACCUGGAGAGCAAACGCUUUGUACACAGGGAUAUAGCAGCUCGGAACGUGUUGGUCUCUGCGGUGGACUGUGUGAUGCUUGGAGACUUUGGUCUAUCACGAUACAUGGAGGACAGCUCUUACUACAAAGCUUCUAAAGGUAAACUUCCCAUUAAGUGGAUGGCUCCUGAAUCUAUCAAUUUUAGGAGAUUCACGUCUGCAAGUGAUGUCUGGAUGUUUGGUGUAUGCAUGUGGGAGAUCUUGAUGUACGGCAUCAAGCCCUUCCAGGGGGUGAAAAACAAUGAUGUGAUUGGCAGGAUAGAAAACGGGGAGCGCCUGGCGAUGCCUCCCCAGUGUCCGCCCACCCUCUACAGUUUGAUGACCAAAUGUUGGUCAUAUGACCCCAGCAAGCGUCCGCGAUUCACUGAACUCAAAACACAACUCAGCACGAUACUGGAGGAAGAGAAGCUCCAGCAAGAGGAGAGACUCCGAAUGGAAAUGAGGAGACAAGUCACCGUUUCGUGGGACCCAGAUGAAGCACCACCUAAACCUAGCAGACCAGGUUACCCCAGUGAAGGCUUCGUCAGCAACUCCCCGCACAACCACUUCCCGCAAUCAGCCCAUGGUGGUGUAGGUGGAGGAGUUGGAGGCAGCUAUCCUCCUACUGAUUCCUGGAAUCCGCACAGACCUGAACAUACUGCACCGUGGAGCCCGAAUAUGGAGGACAUUGGGUGUGUAGGUCAGGCUCUAAUGGAGGAAAGGCUGAUGAUGCAGCAGCAACAGAUGGAGGAUGACCAGCGGUGGUUGGAGCAGGAGGAGAGCUUCAUGAAGGCGGAGUCUAGAAACAGCAGAGGGAGCGUCGACAGGGAGGACGGCACACUACAAGCACCGGGUGGAAGCCAACAUAUCUACCAGCCUGUUGGGAAACCAGAACCUGUGGCACCUCCCAAAAAGCCGCCCCGCCCAGGAGCUCCAGCUAACUUAACCAACCUGGCCAGUCUCUGCCCCAUAGAAAGCUACAAUGACGGGGUCAAGUUGCAGCCUCAAGAGAUCAGCCCACCUCCCACUGCCAACUUGGAUCGUUCCAACGACAAAGUGUAUGAAAAUGUGACGGGACUGGUUAAAGCUGUGAUCGAGAUGUCGAACAGGAUCCAGCCCGCUGCCCCGGAGGAGUACGUCCCCAUGGUCAAGGAAGUGGGUUUGGCUCUGAGGACUCUGCUGGCCACAGUGGAUGAGACGAUUCCUGUGCUGCCAGCCAGCACACACAGAGAGAUUGAAAUGGCCCAGAAGCUGCUGAAUUCAGAUCUGGCUGAGUUGAUAGCAAAGAUGAAGCUGGCGCAGCAGUAUGUCAUGACAAGUUUACAAAAGGACUACAAGAAACAGAUGCUAAUGGCAGCUCACGCCCUCGCAGUUGACGCCAAGAACCUGCUGGACGUCAUCGACCAAUCACGGCUCAAGAUGAUCAACCAGACCCGCCCACAUUAGUCCGGGAUCUAACCAACUUGGCUGUUUUUGAUGCAGUGAAUCCAAAUGCAGGACAGGGAAAGAGGGCCCGGGAGUAGUUCUCGGGAAUUUAAUAAGAGACUGAGAAGGAUCGGCAGGUCGACAGAGUGAUGAAGGUCUGACGCGGAAAACCGAUGAACAGCAGACAUGACAAACUGAAACAAUCAGCCUCCCCCCCCUCGUUCUCUCUGGAAAAAGUCAUGUUUUGGCCAAUGUUGUGUUGUUUUGUACUUCAGUUGUAUUAUUGCCUUUUUGUAUCCAGAGAAACCCUCUUCUGUCUCAUCACAUAUCCUCAAAAAAAAAAAAGACACUUUUUUUCAGAAUCACUCAUUACUCAUUUAAAUCUUUGAAGAUUCAAAUAAAAUGUCUGGGAAGCUCACUUGAAGGACUGGACAGGUAUUUUUGGUGAAUGGACCCACCAAUCUUUGCCACGAGAACACAUGACUGACACUCCACAAACGUAGGAGGAAGCAACUGGAACUGAAGAGACUGCAUGAGGAGGAUGAUGAAGAUGAUUUCAUAAAGUUCUUUAAAUAUGCUUUUAUAUUAUUAUUAUUAUUAUUAUUAUUGUGGUUGUUGUUGCUAUGUUCAUCCCUGCAGUAUGCCUCUGUUUUCUUAAACUUUGUAUGAACAAAAAUGAUUUACACCACGGUUGCUCAUAAUUUCAUCUCUUUUCUCUUUUUUUCACCCCACUCUAGACUUCUUUAUCUCAGGCAUCAAGAUACAGCAUAAAACUUUGAGUAUUAAAAAAAUGAAACAGCUAUAGGUCUUUUUAAAUAUAAAAACUGCUACAUGCAACUUUUAAAGUUAACUUGCAUAAGUAAAUAUACAAAGAAGCUCUAUUUUUAACACAUUUCUGAGGCAUGAAUUGUUAGUUAAUAAUAAAUAUUGGAGAGGGGAGAACAGGAGGGAGGAGUGGAAGGGACAAAUGGAGGGAGGGUAGUUUUUAAGUUACAGUGGAGGUGCUAAUAAUACUAUAUAGCUGCUCGCCCUGUGCCAAAUGAACAUUUCACUCAAAACAUUGCUUAACUGUGGAAUACAAGAACAAGUUUAGCAACAACUUAACUGUUGUUUCUCUGCUUAUCCUCUAAAAUUUUGAUUGGUUUGUAUAUUAAAGCUCUCUGUACCAUGCCAUCAGUCGGGUUGUUUCCUCUUUGUCAAACUUUCAGGUGAUUAGUAGGAGAAUACAGUCUUUGUUGCACUCUAGUUGUAUCUGUAACGCACCAAGAGUUGUUUUAAAUUAAGGGUGUUGACCUCAUUCGCGAGGGUUUGGUCAUGAUUUUAAAAUAUUAAAUUGUUAUCCUGUUUUCCUCCCCCACCUUUCUACCUCCCUCCACUGCAGUUAUUUAUACCUUUUAAAUCCUUCUCUUCUUCUGGUCUAUCUCUUCUUCCCCUCACCUUUGUCUUCCUCCUUUCCUCCCUCUCAUCCUCUCGCUGUUGCCUCUCCCCUGAGGUGAGCAAUAUUCUCAGGAAGGAGACAGUUGUACAGUUGCUAAACCGAGCAAAUAAAACACUGUUAUUAUUGAAGCA